This is a messenger RNA of Paraglomus occultum, 675 nucleotides long. Lineage: Eukaryota; Fungi; Glomeromycota; Glomeromycetes; Paraglomerales; Paraglomeraceae. The record is from the annotation of a GenBank genome assembly.
AUGGCAGAAGUUAAGUCAAUGUCGAGCAACGAGCACACGAACGGAGGUUUGGCGGAUGAGCACCCAAAUGAACACAGUCAACCUGCACCUAUUGAAGACGUUAAAAUCAUUAUGGAUGAAAAAAUUCAAACAAGAGCUAAGGGAAAUUGGAAAAACGACACAGACGAAGGACGACAAAUAGCUGCUUCAUUCCUUCUCAAACAGGUGUCGCCCCUGUUAACUCCGGGAGUUAGGUUUCGUCCUCGGUGCAAUUACGGAGCGCUUGUAUAUAGGGUUGCAAUCACGCUGGAGCAGGUGUCGCCCCUGUUAACUCCGGAAAAGAACGGCCGAGAAGCUACCGAGUUCUGGAAUCUCUUUGAAAAGAAGAGGGAGCUGGAAAAACAACAGUAUGCUUUAAGCACAUUAAAAGUCAUGGGUACUGCAGCUGUACAUCAAGAGGCUCAGUUAAUUGGACGUCUAUCGAACGGGCAAGAUGACAAGUGCGGCGAGGAUAAAGAUAAUGGCAAAAAUAUAGCAAACAUGAAACGACAAGGAGACGUCCAUCUCGAUCAAACAAAAUCAAAGUCCCGAAAAAUUGAUGCUCAUGAGCCAGCUGAUGGCCAGGUAGAUAAACAUCAGGAUGACGACAUAGUUGAAUCAGUUGUAUACUUUAAACAAUACCUGACAAGCAGCUAA